Molecule: messenger RNA, 1881 nt
Organism: Mercenaria mercenaria
Lineage: Eukaryota; Metazoa; Mollusca; Bivalvia; Venerida; Veneridae
Exons: 1
Coding region: 342-1331 (329 amino acids)
Biological process (GO): G protein-coupled receptor signaling pathway
Cellular component (GO): plasma membrane
Molecular function (GO): G protein-coupled receptor activity
Source: RefSeq, a predicted model, not a curated record
UGCGAUGAGCAGAUGUAUUUAGCUGAAAAUGUACUUCGAAAACAGGAUGUUUAUACGUGUUGAAACAUUGAUACUUAUGGCUAAAAUGAUUGCGUGAUGAUAGAGGCAUACGUAAAAUAUUUCAUUGUGUAUAUGGAAUAAACAUGGAUUUGUAAUAUUUACAAAUAGGAAAUGUCAGAGUACAUGUACUUCGAAACGGAUUAUAAUGCUUCAUAUCGAAUUAUCCAGACGUUAACCGCUUGCUAGUUAAAUAUACAAUUUAUAUUUGGAUAUACUUACUUAAAAUAAUAACUUAUUUUGAACAUACAUAGCAGUCUUGAAACGUAAAAGAAUAUUUGAAAAUGUCUCUAGACGACUACAGUGAUUUUAAAAUAAACGAAGGAAUAAAAGCUGUAUAUCCUCCGAUUCUAAUCGUAGUCGGACUAUUUGGAAAUAUCAUAUCAAUUAUUGUACUUGCACAACGAAAACAUAGAAAGACGUCAACUGGCUUGUUGCUCAUAUGUCUUGCAGUAACUGACAGUGUUAUACUUAUCUGUGUGUUGUUGGAUAACUGGUUGAGCCACUUGUUUGAGUUAAGCUUUUCAAAUUUGUCAAGUGUUUCGUGUAAACUACACAAUUUUAUAACGUACUUUUUGCUACACCUAUCACCUUGGAUUUUAGUCAUUGUUACGGCAGAACGUACGUGUUGUGUAUUGUAUCCUCAAAGAGUAAGACGUAUUUUUACAAGGAGAAGGGUACUUAUUUUGACAGUUGUUUGUAUAUUUUUCUUCGUUGUCUUAAACAGCCACCUUCUGUAUGGAUCAGAGCUAGUCUUCAACGAAAGUGUCAACAAAACUAGAUGUCACAUAACCGACAAGCACAUGGAUUUCAUGUUCAAAAUAUGGCCAUGGAUUGAUUUUCCUUUCGCAUUCGCGAUUCCGUUUUGUGUAUUACUUUGUGGCAAUAUUAUUGUGUUGAAAAAGAUCAAAUCGAGUCACCAUUUUAGGCAAAGGAGUGUCUUGAAAUCGAAAUACGAGAAUCGCUCAAAUGGGAGUGUAUUUAGUCGCAGUGGAAUAAGACGCACCCCGUACUUUACAACAAUAGCUGUAAUACUUAAUAUAACAUUUAUUGUGUUCGUUUCACCUUUUACUAUAUUUGCAAUAGGCCGACCGUACUGGUUUCCACAUGACACUAUGACGCCGAAGCGGCAGGCAAAGUUACUUCUAAUAGUAACCAUUAUGAAGAUGCUUAUGUAUACAAACAAUGCAAUAAAUUUUAUACUUUAUAUUCUUUGUGGUUCAAAAGUUAGAAAAGACACUGUCAAGCUGUUAUGCUGCAAACGGAGACGAUAAUAUCAACUUUUUGUGUUUGUAAAUUGUAAAAUGUAAACAAGACGCACUCUGCUAUUCAGGUUUAACUUCGACGUUUAAAUAUUAUGCGGCAUUAACCAAUGUCUAAAAUUAAAUAUUGAUUCACUAACCUAUAUUAUUUUUUUUAUUAAAAGCAUGAACAUGUUGCAUAAGAUUUGGCUGAAAGGAAAUGAAUUAAAGAGUAAUUAUUCAUGAUCGGUCAUUUUACUUGAACUUCAGAAGAAAUUAAAAUGCUUGGAAAACAUUCUAACUAAAUAUACACAAAUGCCCCCAGGGUUGUUUAAAAAGAGCCUUUUUUAAUGGAUGAUCGCUCGUUCUGAACUUGCUGUGUUGAAGUGUUAGGUUAUUUCCUUAUAAACUUGGAGUUUUCGAAGGGUCGAAGAAAAUAUAUAUAUGCCUGUUGCACAGUAAAUGGGCCAAAUGUGUUAGCAUCAAAGUCUAAAAUUAAAGUUCAAGAUUUCUAGACUGUUAAGCUUUUUGCAUGAAGUUGUAUGUUUUAACUUCAUAGAAAAGUAAAAUAAUAGAUAAAUUU